UCUGAGGUCUGGACCCAGCACUCGCCAAUCAAAGCUGAAAGCAGACACUGAAUCAUGAAUGAUUCAUGGUGUGGGCGGGAGAUUCUGCUGUUGAGAGCUGCACUGUGGGCAGGACACUGAAAUUGUGACAGGCCGCUGAACGAAUGGUGCAGAGGCAGGGCUAACAGAAAAGAGCCAAUGAUGGAGAGGAGCCCCGUGCCGUUCAGCCGAGACAUGAAGAGCUGCAAGGAGUGGCGGAGGGAGCGAGCGAGUGCACGAGGCUGAGAGUGCGCGAGAGUGCUGGGCAGGAAAACAGGUCUUGGAGUGAACGCGGAGGAGGGAGAGAGAGGAAGACGGAGCGAUAGGUGGAGCACCGAAGACAGGAGAGUGCAUCUGUUGACUUGCAUCUUCUAAAGACUGAGCCAAACACACAGUUUUUUCGUCUCUUCAAACCAGAAAUCAUGGCCAACGUCACUGCCGCUAUACACCCAAGCAAUCUCCCGAGGCACCCAGAGGCCGUCCCGCUCUCCCAUGUCUCCAUGCAGGUCCAGGAGGUCUACCCUUUCCACGAUGGCUGGAACGUGGCCUGCUUCAUCAUCCUCCUGCUCUUUAUCCUCACCGUCGUGUCUCUGGCUGCCUUGGCCGUGCUUUACGAGCUGCUGGACUGUGGAUGCUGUGCCAAAGGGAAGACGCAUCACCAGCUACAGGAGGAGGGGCCGGGGAGCUGCGGCAAGCUCAUGACCAGCAUUUGCAAGGAGUCGGAAUCUCGUACGGAGGUUGUAUAGGAGCAGAACGAUUUAAGAAAUGGAAGAGUAGGAAUUUGGGUUUCAGUUCUAAACUGGGUUGACCUGAGCGCUGACCGAGUUAGAAAAGAACUUCUAAAAAGCACCCGAUAAUGGUUCAAUUGCUCGCGGUUGAGAGGAUGCGGAGGGAAGAAACCAGAUAAGGCAGCAGGACUAUGUAAAAAAAGGAAGGGGGGCGGUUUGUCACUGAUUUGGAGUUAGCUUUUCAUUUCAGUUAGGAGAAAAUCUUCACAUAUCUACAUUCACCAUCACUUAACACACAGGGCUGACCCUGAGAGCCAUAUUUCACACCAGAGACACUACCAGAAGAAAGACAGAGCACUUCAGUAGUCCAAUCAGAAUAAGAGGACUAGAAAUAGUACUAGUGUGGCCAUGAAAAACACAACUAAGACCCAAUAUCAGCUAGUUUAAAAAAAAAAGUAUUUUUCUGCCCUGUGAGUACUGCACGCACCCAUGAGCUGGCUGCAAAUGAGCUUCAAUGAGAUGUGGUAUAAAGUUGUAUUCAGACAGAAAAUGCUGUCCAAAUCUAAAGACUGCAACAUCCCAGUUUCCCAACAGGACCUGAUGGACAUCAAACAAAUGAAGGAGCUUUGUUGGACAACACCGUUGCUUUGAAUAAAGCCUGUGUUUCUGUGUUCUUUGGUAAAUUGUAUACCAGUGUUGUUGACAUGUUUAGCAUUGUAACAUAAUCUCAUGACACUUGGUGGCUGCACAGUGAUGUAAUUUAUCAUGUCAUUUUGAGCACAAUGUAUAGGCCUAACCCCAAAAUGCCUAAU
This is a messenger RNA of Plectropomus leopardus (leopard coralgrouper), 1558 nucleotides long. RefSeq names its product small integral membrane protein 18 (gene smim18). The record is from RefSeq and is a predicted model, not a curated record. NCBI's taxonomy places the organism in Eukaryota, Metazoa, Chordata, Actinopteri, Perciformes, Serranidae.